Molecule: messenger RNA, 567 nt
Organism: Saccharomycodes ludwigii
Lineage: Eukaryota; Fungi; Ascomycota; Saccharomycetes; Saccharomycodales; Saccharomycodaceae
Exons: 1
Coding region: 1-567 (188 amino acids)
Source: RefSeq, a predicted model, not a curated record
AUGCCGGAAAGAACAAAAGGAAUCCAUAAAAACAGCAACAAAAAUGAUAAUAAAAUAAAAAAAUCCCAAAGAGCUAUCAACAAGCACCUUACCAGUGUGAUUAAUAAUAAAGUUAUAAAAAGUACCAACGCUCAACUAAAUAUAGAUACUAAUGCACCAACAAAAUUACAUGAUACUGCUGCUAACACCCCUAUAGAGCUUAGUUUGCAGGACCUACUAAUGAGCAAAGAAAAACUUUUGGUAAUGUAUAAAAAUAAACUACAAGAAUUGUUAACUAAUUUAAACAACACACAUGAUAACGAUGCUUCUAAUAUAUUAAAAAUUGAAUUGGACUUUACCAGAUUGAAGUGGGAGAUGCUUAGAAAUCUAAUAUCACCAGAAAAGACAAUGGAAACUCAAGUCCAUUUAUUUAAUUAUGAUAAUAAAGAUUCAUCGGAUAACGAGUACUUAGACCCUCAGGAAGCUAUCAAGUAUUUUAAAAAAAAAAUUGAUGAACACAAGUCACCUCCACAAAAACAUUUAAAAUUGCAGCAUGAAGAAGUUGACGAAAAAUAUAAGGAGGGUUGA